Messenger RNA from Gongylonema pulchrum, 300 nucleotides. The record is from the annotation of a GenBank genome assembly. NCBI's taxonomy places the organism in Eukaryota, Metazoa, Nematoda, Chromadorea, Rhabditida, Gongylonematidae.
UUUAUGCUCAUCUCUGUAUCUACGGCAAGCUUUGGACUAAUAUGGAAGCAUAAUUCAGAUGUGGAUGAUAUCAAAUACGUCAUAAAUUUCGAUUAUUCGAACAAUUCCGAAGACUACGUGCAUCGCAUCGGGCGAACUGGCCGUCGUGAUAAAACUGGUGUUGCGUAUACGUUCUUCACCUAUUCGAAUGCAAUGAAAGCAAAGGAUCUGAUUAAAGUUUUGGAAGAGGCGAGACAGAACAUUCCACCUGAGCUGCAGAUGAUGGCAAAGGACGGUUUUGUUGGAGCACGUGGACGGUAA